This is a messenger RNA of Aureobasidium namibiae CBS 147.97, 4431 nucleotides long. RefSeq lists its product as uncharacterized. Gene Ontology annotation, cellular component: mediator complex. NCBI's taxonomy places the organism in Eukaryota, Fungi, Ascomycota, Dothideomycetes, Dothideales, Saccotheciaceae. The transcript has a single exon. The record is from RefSeq and is a predicted model, not a curated record. Gene Ontology annotation, molecular function: transcription coregulator activity. Gene Ontology annotation, biological process: regulation of transcription by RNA polymerase II. The coding region runs from base 1 to 4431 and encodes 1476 amino acids.
AUGAUAAGCCAACCAUCGGCGGGCACGCAGGUUCCUGGCCCUCACCCACGCCCUCUGAAUCGCCCAGCUCUUCCCUCAAAACUCAGUAACGUCAACCUGAGUCGACAAGAUGACAUUGCCGACGUCGACGAGGCAAACCGCUCGGCGUACACGGCAAACGGCAUGCUCCAAUACGCCGCCCAGCCCGUCAACACCCCCGACGAGCCCACACAGCACAUUCCGCCUCGCCUUCUCUCCCACCGCACAACACAACUACCUCUACCCCGUCGCCCCCAAUCUCUGACCGCACAAGGUCAAUCUCGUACAAUCAUACCCAAGCCGACCCCCGCACCCGUCCUGGAUCCAUCAACAAGAGCCAACGGCCUACACCCACCCGCUGUCGCUACCAAGCUUCCUCGAGACAAGGCCGCCGAUUUCUUCCCAUGGACCAACAUCGAGGGCAAGCAUCCGGAAGAUGUGCUCAACGAGCACCUCAUAAAGUCUGGCUUUAGCGACAAGCCCGCCGGUGCUUCUCAGCAGGAAUCAAACAUGGCUCGCCCUCAUCUAUGGCCCAGUCUGAAGAACAAGAAUGGUUUGAGCGUAUUGUCCGCACUCUUCGUCCAAGUGCUGGACAAGAGAUCUCAAAUGCGUCUCUGCACCGCCCCCUCGACCUUCAAACCGCCACCCAGAGUCACCCUGACCGACACAAAGAGAGAAGCUUGGCUCAAGGACCUCGCCAACCCGGAAGUACCCCUACGAAAACUCAGCAGAACCAUCCCUCAUGGUAUCCGCGGCAAGGUUCUCCUCGAUCACUGCAUUUCCAAGGAUAUCCCCAUCGCCAGAGCUGUUUGGCUCUCCAAGUGCGUCGGAGCUAAUGAGAUUCGUGCCUUCAAGCGUAAGGGUGUCUCUGGUCCUGCUGCCUUGGCUGGUGAACUCAAGUGGAUCAGGGAAUGGACUGUCUUCGUCGAGCAAUUUGUUGAUGGUGUCAUCGCCAGCUGCGGCCAGCCGGGAUGGUCUCGAAAGAUGAAUUAUGCUGUUCGUCUCGGCACCCAAUUUUAUGUUGACCAUUUGCUUGAUGAGGAACACUAUAUGGAUUGGAUUCUUGCAUCACUCAAGCAAAGUUCUCCAGAACGACUACCCGUUUGGAUUCUGCUUAUACAAAUCUAUUGGAAACAUCUCAUCUCUCAUCGAAACAGGGGUCGCCGACUUGCUGAAGCUCUUCUUGGACACGCCAAAGCUCUUGCCGCCACACCCUAUGGCAUCAACCUACAGCUUACCACCCGCAUCAACCAACUCAUCAGUCUCUUAGCCGUCAACCAUAGGGGAUGUUUAGUCUUGCCAAAGUCUUGGAUUGAAUACAAGGCCACAUUUUCUGCUGUCAAGCCAACGGGCCGAGUCAAUGUCGAGGCCGAGAGCUUGAUCAAUGUUACAAGACGCAACAAUCGCUUGUCAGGGGCAUCCCCACAAGCCACCUCUCGUACCCCCAGACUUCGGUUACUAGACAUUUUGGACUCUGUCGGUUUGGAUGUCCAUGUCGACAAAAUCGCCGCUCGAUGCGAGCUUCUGGGACUCGACACACGGUCGAUGCUGGUUACGAUCCUGGAAUGGGCAGCCUCGAAGCACCGUUCCGGUAUCGCUCGCGUGUAUCUCGCUGCUCAAUUGAUUCGUUACUGGAGCUUUGCAGGCUUCAGUGCCGACGAUGCAGUGUUGACAAUGCUCGAGAAAGCUCGAAACGAUCGCAAUAUGGAGCCUCGCCUGAUCUACAAACUCGUCUCCGCUCUGGCGCGAUCUGGUCACUUUUCGGUUGGCAGAUAUCUUCAGUGGCUCAUCUCAACUGGCGUUUUGUCCGGCUCCAAUGCUGCUGCGAGUGAGGCUCAGCUCCUUCUCGAACUACCCACCGCCUACCUCUCUUCUCACAUUGUCAAUCUCAGACGUACGCUUCUGAACCGUGUUGGCUACAACGCCUAUGCAGAAACGCGUGAGAUUGAGAACUACAAGACCGUCCUGUCUCAACACCUCGGCGGUAUGUCCUUGCCUAGUCCUGGUGUAGCUUUUCAGGAGCCUAUCCUCACCUCCAAGCCUGUCGGUGCUGUCAAAAUGGCGGUCGCCCAGUGGCUCUGCGAGAGAGUGAUAUCGCAGAACUUCGAAUCUGUCAGCGACACCGUCUUCAAUGGAAACCUUGCUGCUUUCUGCUUAGUCCGUCAUACCCUGGAGCAGUUCGAAGAUUACCCGAGCUUAGCCAAGGUACUCGCCGCUGCAUCUAGCUGCAACAAUCCUCAAAUUUUGGCAGCAACGGCAGACACCGUCAACCUCAAUAUCGAGGUCUUUGCUACCAUGGGCUUCUUGCCGGCUCUGGUCUCCCAGAUCUACCAACAACAACGUCGCUUGCGAGCAAAACAACCUUUGGACCGUUCCUUCCUGCUCUCGCUCGCCGGACUCGUACGCCGUGUACCAGCGGGUGUAGCGUAUGGAAAGGUUCUUGACAGCGAGCUUGCAACGUGUGAGAUACAAAGCUCCACCGCUGCAUGCUCUCCAGCAUCUGACAGCAUGGCACUUUCGCAUUCCGGAAGUCUUGAAUCCAACGAAGACAUUGACCGAGUGCUCACUAGCGGUAACACCAUGGAUGAGCAACUCUUGGUACGCAUGUUCACUACCAUCGCUGACCGUAGUGUCAAGAUGGGACCUGAUGGCCUGUCUCGUGCCAGCACAUGGUUCAUGCAACUGAGAUCGUUCGACCAGACCAGCUUCGAGCAAUUGGUGCACAAGCUUGUGACCCGAAUGGCUGAAGCAGCAGCGCCUUACGAAGCCGUGGAAGGCGUCGUUGUUUCCCUUGUUGGGUCUAGCUGCCUGAAACUUGACACUUUCCACCAAAUCUGGGAGAAAAAGCUGAACGCAAUCAAAGCUACAGAGCCUGCCAAUGCUACUCGCAUUGCAACCAUCUGCGCUAAGAUCUUGAUACCGUCGACAUCGAUGGGGCUCAAUCAGUCAGCUGAAGCGUACAGAUUCAAAGUUGCACAGAACAUGUUUUGCCUUGACCAAAAGGCAAGCAUACUGCGUCUCAUCGGAUCACUACUGCAACUCAAUCCUCAGUCGAUCUUGUCGAAGAAUGGCAAUGAAACAGGGGACAAGGUCGUCUCAUGGCUCCGCCGAUACGUGGUCAUGGAUUCCAAACUGGUCUCGAAUGAACUCGUUUGCAAGGACAAUCCCAUGAUAUCUCAGAACACUGUGCAGCCUCUUCUCGACUCAUUACUUGACCCCGCACCCCAGGCAGAAAAGGCCAGCAUGUCAAUAAUCGACAAGGUGAACAAGAUUGUCCAGUCGACCACAGAGCUGUCUUUGCCGUUCAGCCAAAUAGCUCUGCAACAGCUUUCUUCAGCUCUGUCUGGCGGUAGUAGCCUAUCUGACAAUGAUAAGACCAGUCUGGUUCGCACUUUUCAAAGCGCAAUCGAACACACCUCUUCAUCCUGGCCGCAGCUAUUGGGUGCGCUUGACAAGGAUUUGAUCCACCACAUCCACUCUUGGGCCGGUGAGUGUGUCUUGGAGAAGCUGUCCUCGAUCAUCACUGCUGAUGGCUCCAUGGCUGAAGAAGCUGCUGUACGGCGAUACUUGAAAGCAGUCGAAUCAUCUGCACUUGCUGCAUCAUCUCAAUUCAUGCCGUCGACCGCAUUCUCCAUGCUUGUCGAGUAUCUUAAGCGACUGGGUCAAUUUGUAGAAGGCAUCAAUCCGCUCGAUCCUACACACUCAGACAGAAAAUUGCGCAUGGCAUUUGGUAUCAGCGUGUUGCUACAGCUCACUACCAUGCAGUUCCAUACACUUCACGAUGCAAAUGCUCUCGCACAAGAUCUCAUUCCAUUAAUGGGUGUUCUGUGUGCCCUGCUCAUUCAUCCGAAGUUACAGAGCCAGCAAACGAUCCUUGAGCAUAUUCUUGAUGUUGCUUCCAUGAUUUCAGAUGAUCUGUCUCACGAGCACUUGCACACGAUCCUACGCAAUCUGCCACCUCAAGCUCGAUGCAUACCUCGUCUACGUUAUUUGUUCGGCACUCAUACAUCCCCAGAUGCCUGGUUGUCACUCGCGUCAAAAGUGGUUCCUGCUUCUGCCGCUCAGCAGAAUCCGACGUCUACCCCGUUGCAGGUCUCCUCUUCGCCAGUAUCAGCCACGCAGUCGCCGUCGAUGCUGCAAAGACCGUGGCCCGUUCCAGCUCGCCCUGGCAUGCCAGCUCGUCCGCCUUCCACUGCCACUACUCCCGUCCUGUCGCAAGCACACUUGCAACAACAACAAGUCCAGCAACAGAGACUGUCCAUGGGGAUAGGCGCAAACAGGGGUCCUGUUGAGUUGAAGCAAACACCAUACAUGUUGAGACGUUGGGAGUUGAUGCCCGACCCAACGCCUAUCAUGGGUGCUAACGAUACCAGCCUGAGCCUCGGUCUAUUCCAGGCCAGAAAAUGUGUUUAA